This is a messenger RNA of Cutaneotrichosporon oleaginosum, 1537 nucleotides long. RefSeq lists its product as uncharacterized. Lineage: Eukaryota; Fungi; Basidiomycota; Tremellomycetes; Trichosporonales; Trichosporonaceae. The record is from RefSeq and is a predicted model, not a curated record.
CCCUCCCCCUCCCCCUCCGUCUCGACGCCCGCCUCCCUCCAACCCCCCUCAGAGGAUAGCUACCUCCGCGAUCCCCACCGCUUGAUCGCGUACAUCGUCCCCUUCCCGGCGCCGGCCGACGGCCCGCCCCCGCCCACCCGCUUUCUGGUGUAUACACCCCCGCCGCCCCCGCUCCUCGCCGUCGCGGACGGCAAGGAGAGCAAGGCGCACAAGGUCCAGCGCAAGUGGCAGGAGGAGGUGCGCGCCGCCCACGAGAGUAACCACAAAGUGCUGAGUUGGGGCGGUAUCCGCGCCAAGGUUACGCGCGGCGUGGACUGGGCUGUGGGGCAGGUCACGACGGCGGACCUCGACUUUCUCGUGCGCGUGCCCAAGGACGGGGAGGUGCACCAUGUGCGCGGGCGGGCGGCGAGCUCGGUGGAGGCGGGUAGAGGCGCGGCGAAGGAGGCCGUGGUCCCGGCGGCUGAAGCCGGCGUGAAUGUCCAGGCGAGCGCGAGCCCGCCUGACGACACGGCGGAAUGUACGACGGCGGCAACGCCGGAAACUGCCACUGCGCACACAACAGAAGCCGAGGCAGCGCAGGACCGCCAGGGCGAAGCAGACGUGGCGCCCCCUGUCUACACUCCAGUCGACGAACCCGGCCCCGAAUCCGCCUCAGGCUGUAGGCAACCCACCCCCCCAGCCCUCCCAGCCCGCCGCUCAGGCGACGCAGCUCGCCCCCCUCCCCGCCGGCAAGACACGCUCACCAUACCGCUCCCGCACGACGAAGACCCCGCGGCGCCCGAGUCGGCCGCCCCGACCCAAGCUACGGUCAAGCUCAACGAAAUGGUGCUCAUCUACCCGCCCUCUCUCGGCCUGACGGAAGAAGAGCUCAAGACCGAGUUCGUCAACAGCCUGCUGCGGACCAAGUCCAAGGCGCAACGCGACACGGUCAUCGCGACCGGCCUGCUGCCCAUCACCUUCGCGAUCGACUGGGCGCUCAUGUUCGUGGGCUGGGUGUUUGGUGGCGCGCUCGAAGUCGACGCGGUGUGGCUCGCCUCGUCCUUCCGCGGCGCCAAAACCGCGCGGUCCGUCACCAAACGCCUCACGAGCUCAGACGCCGACCUCAAGCUGACGUUCAAGCCGAGCCACCGCGCGGAUCUGCUGCAAGCGUAUCUGCAGCAGCGGUGCGCGGAGGCCGACCCCCGCUUCCCAAGCGUCAAGAUGGCGCCGAGCAGUUACGACGUGCUCGACUCGAUCGGGUGGGAGGCCGCGGGCAAGUAUGACGCGCACAAUUGGGAGGAUGAGAGAUGGGAGCGGCGGCAGGUCGAGACGGACCUCGCGACGACGAUGGGCAAGGCCGCGGGCGCAUGGAGAAAGUGGUGCGACCGGUACGAGAAGAACCCGGAGAAAGCGAUGAAGCGGUAACUGUCCCGCGAGACUCAGCGACACGUUCAUGAUGCACGAAAAAGCCACGAUCAAUAGAUGUAGAUGUGAUGGAUGACAUGCAUUUCAGCCUCGGCCAUGACGUCGCAGACGCGACGGAGGGAAUCGACAUGCA